Molecule: messenger RNA, 518 nt
Organism: Pseudopipra pipra
Lineage: Eukaryota; Metazoa; Chordata; Aves; Passeriformes; Pipridae
Product: zinc finger protein 3-like
Exons: 3
Coding region: 96-518 (140 amino acids)
Biological process (GO): regulation of transcription by RNA polymerase II
Molecular function (GO): RNA polymerase II cis-regulatory region sequence-specific DNA binding; DNA-binding transcription factor activity, RNA polymerase II-specific
Source: RefSeq, a predicted model, not a curated record
AGAGCUGGACUUGGGCAGGAGGAACCCCCAAGGCAACGCACUCACUCCUUGUUUUCCCCCCCCAUCAGGAUUUCUGCUUCCCAAAGCUUGGGCGGAUGGAGGAGGAGGCCGCGAGGAAGAGGAAGAUGCCGCGGGCCCCCCAGGCAGGCCCCGAGGUGAGGCCGGAGAGCGCGGAGGACAAAUCCCGGCGGCAGAGCCUGGUGGGAGAGGCCGUUUUGAAGGGCUCCCCGGCGCAGGAAGGCAGCGGGGAGGAAAAGGGCCGGAGAUGCCCCGGCAGGAGGGGCUGCAAAGCCAGCCCAGGGGGCUGUGAGGAGGAAAGAGCCAGCGUGUGCCGGGAAGGCGGCCGGAGCUUGAGGCGGAGCUGCGAGCUGGUGGUCCCUGAGCAGCCUCCCAGCAGGGAAAAGCCCUUCAGGUGUUUGCAAUGUGGGAAGAGCUACAGCAGGAGCACCCACCUCCUGAGGCACCAGCACAUCCACAGUGGGGAACGGCCCUACACGUGUGGGGAAUAUGAUCCAUAG